CAUGGUUGUUUUAAAUCGACAUUAUAGUAAAAUUAUCAGCAUAUAUGUUAUUGUAAAGAAAGAUUCAUUAACCUUCCAUAUUGAAAAUGUCGCAAUUAAACUUACUUAAUAUAUUCUCGAUAACAUUCCUAAGUGUUUUCUUAACAACAUCAUCUCUAUGUUCCACUGCCACCCCAAGCAUUCAUUUAGAUUUGUCGCAUAAUAACAAGCAGUAUGACGAUUUUUCUGUUAACGAGGUUAUUGUGGCAGGUCCAAAGGAGGUGGUGAUAACCUGUGGCAAUGGUAGGGACGAAGAUGUGGAACAUACAAUGUAUCCCAGUGACCCUGUGAGCAAGAUGUUGCUGCCACCGGAAGGCAACGAUUUCACCAGUGCUGUUGAGAAGGAGGUGGCUUCACAUAGUUUCUAUCGUAGCAGCGACUUGAAUUUUGAGGUGAAGAAGGCCAAGGACGUCCCAGUUUCUGUGAAGAUUUCUAGGACUGUGGAUACAUUGAUCAUGGCUAAGGAUCCUGAGAACUUUAGUCUCAACUUUGCUUGCAAGUAUCAAUCCAAGGAUGGUAGCAAUGCUCCAGUUUACAAAUGGGUCACUAUCAAAUUCGAAGCUGUAUACCCUAUGGCAUAUGGUUGUGAGACAGGAAAUAAUAUGUUGUUUAAAAACACAAUACCGAAACUAGAUUGGUUGAAUCAUGAUGAUGUAGAAGAGGAGUGUCUAAUCACACUUGAACCGAACAUGUUAUUUGGUAUAUUCUGUGAAAAGGGUGAACGGAUUUGGCCUAAAAAUUGUAUCAAUGAUGAUGACUACAAGAAGAUGAACCAUGCUAUUUCUUCUUAUUCUUUACCAUGGUCUCCAACUGUCUACAGAAGUAUGAGCAGAUUAUCCCCGAGGUUUAAACUAUUCCAGGUGUCGCCCAAUGAGAUUGUAAAGAAUAUAAAUAUUCAUUGUUAUUGUCAGAAUAAGGAAAGAAUAACUCGUAAAAUAACAAUAAAGAAAUUGGUUAACAAAAGUAUUGAUUUUUAUCGUUUAUUGAGUACUGCUGAUAAAAAUGAUGCGAGUGUAUUCCAUAGGAUGGAAUAUUUGGAACCUGGAUCUAAAAAUGGUUUUAAUAUUCCUUUAAGUGGAACAUUUAAACUGGGUUCAUUUGGUAUGGUGUCUGGUAGAAUAUUCCCGUCAAAUCUAACAUAUAAUGCUUACUAUAGUUUGGGUUCAUCCCCGUUUGUUCUCUCAAGGCUUCGUCAGUUUAUUGGCUAUGAUGGCGUGGGAAUAUCUUACACGAAGUAUAAAGGAAAAAUGAAAUAUACGUUCAACUAUAAAAAGGAUUCUACUCUCGUUGCUAAAACUGAGUCGCCUUCUAUGUAUAUUCAAUGGUUGUUAACUCCACUGUUUACAACCAAAAUAAGGGAAUAUACUUUCACAUUGAUGCUCAAUAUAUUACCUUCUGAUCCCUAUACCUAUGGUUGUGGUGUUGAUAGUGCUGACCUAUUCCGAAAGGAUGGGUUUAAACUAUCAACAAAUACAGAAGAUGAAGAUGUGACUGAAUGCAAGGUUAAUCCUUAUUUAACUAGUCCUGUUGGAUUUUACUGCCCCAAAGAUCAUACACUGGAACCUUCCAAUUGUUUUGAAGAGAUGAUUAAUGCAACAAAUAAUGAAAAGGUAAAAUUAUCUGAUUUCGCACCUCUUGCCAGAACCGUCGAGUCGAAGAACAUAAGAAUCGUCGAUUUUAAUUUGCCAAAGAAAAUGAAAAAGGAGAUAAUAUAUAACAAGGAUAUGUUGAGUUGUAGAUGUAGAGACAAGAAUGGUGAAGUGCGAGCAAGAAUAGUGCUCGACCUUAGGAAUCCCAUGGAUUCUGAGGUUAUAGAGGAGUACGCUGAUUAAACCACAUCUAUAAGUGGCUGUAAUCCAAAUUAAUCUUUGUAAUUAUUUUAAUGACAAAUGUUUCUGAGGAAUUCAUAAGAGAUUUC
Molecule: messenger RNA, 1957 nt
Organism: Babesia bovis T2Bo
Lineage: Eukaryota; Apicomplexa; Aconoidasida; Piroplasmida; Babesiidae
Product: 6-cysteine (B)
Exons: 1
Coding region: 87-1871 (594 amino acids)
Source: RefSeq, a predicted model, not a curated record